AUGCUGUUGCGCCGACUUGCUUCGCCAGCACGACUGGAUCUCGCACGCUCUGCUCGAGCCGCCUCGACCGCUGGACGACCUGCGUCCGAGUUCGCGAGGCAUCCCUCGUUCCUCGAACUCGAAGAAACGCUCGACCAGGGCGGCCUCCCGUGCUUUCCGACACGAGGGGAGAACGUGAGGGUGCUGUACGAGCCUGCUGCGUUCUACCGGACACUCCUCGACAAGGUUGCAAAGGCUCGCAAGCGGAUAUUCAUCGCGUCCCUGUAUGUUGGCAAGGAGGAGAAGGAGCUGGUUGCUGCUCUGCACUCUGCCCUGCGAGCGAACCCCCAACUCCGCGUCUCUAUCCUCGUCGACUACCUCCGCUCGACGCGAGAACACCCUUCACCGUCUUCCGCUUCUCUCCUCGCCAGCCUCUCCGCCGCCUUCCCCUCGCAGGUCGACAUCCGAUUAUUCCACACGCCUGCACUGCAUGGCUGGCAGAAGCGAUGGGUGCCGAAGCGGUUCAACGAGGGAUGGGGUCUCCAGCACAUGAAGUGCUACGGAUUUGACGACGACGUGAUCAUGAGCGGCGCAAACCUGAGCCACGACUACUUCACGAACCGCACCGACCGCUACAUCUCCUUCGAAUCGAACCCUUCCUUAGCCGACUUUUUCGACUCCCUCUUGACGCUCACGUCCUCAUACUCAUUCCGAGUAACUGCAUCCGACACGUCAUCCGCCACUCCAGCCAUCGACAUCUCUUGGCCGGAAAGCAACGCCAUACCCUCUGAUCCCUUUGAAAAUACCCCAGCAUCGUCGAUACCCCGGUUGAGGGAGCACGCGCACGACGCUCUUCAAGAUAUGCUCAAGCGGUGGUACCGUCGCGGUCCCGCGCAACUCGCCUCUCCACUUCCUGCCACCAUCGCCUCUCCCCUCGCCCAAGCUAACGGCAACUCUCGCAUUCCCGCCUCACGAACACCUUCGCCAUACGACACCUUCCUUCGCCCCGUCCUGCAAAUGGGACCGUUCUCGCUCUCGUACGAGACGUCCAUCGUCGUCCCCUCGAUCUUCCGCACAGCGAAUGCGCUAGCGACUGCGCCUGGAGGGUCGCAAACGAUGCUCGACUGGACGAGCGGGUACUUUGGCCUGCGGGAGGACUAUAAGCGGCUAGCGCUGGACUGCAAGGCGCAGGCGAACGGCUUCUUCGGCUCGCGCGGCGUCUCGCGCUUCAUCCCACCAGCCUACACCUACUUUGCCCAGCGCUUCCACGACGAGGUGCUCAAGCAGCAGGCGCGGAAGCAGAAGCGAGGGCGGGGCGACGACGGCUCGCUCGUCGAGAUGCGCGAGUGGCGGAGAGAAGGCUGGACAUAUCAUGCAAAGGGCAUCUGGCUCGCCCCUUCUGUCUCGAACCCUUACUCUCCUCCCGCGCCAAACACUUCCGACUUGCACUACACCUCUCUCAACUUUGAUCCCUCAUCCCUCGACCUCCCCAUGCGCUACUCGCACCCCUCGCCGCCCUUCCUCACCCUCAUCGGUUCCUCGAACUUUGGCUCGCGUUCCGCAUCUCGCGACCUCGAAGCCGGUAUCCUCGUCACAACGCAGAACAACAAGCUGCGAUGGGACCUCGAGCAGGAGGUGCGGACCAUCAGGAAGUACGCCGACGUCCUGGUCGAUGAGCGACUCUUCGAGCGGAAGGACAGGAAGGUGCCGUGGGGGGUGCGGGUCGCCGCCAGAGCUAUCGAGACGAUGCUCUGA
Messenger RNA from Rhodotorula toruloides NP11, 1734 nucleotides. RefSeq names its product CDP-diacylglycerol-glycerol-3-phosphate 3-phosphatidyltransferase. Lineage: Eukaryota; Fungi; Basidiomycota; Microbotryomycetes; Sporidiobolales; Sporidiobolaceae. Gene Ontology annotation, cellular component: mitochondrion. The record is from RefSeq and is a predicted model, not a curated record. Bases 1 to 1734 code for a protein of 577 amino acids. Gene Ontology annotation, biological process: cardiolipin biosynthetic process. Gene Ontology annotation, molecular function: CDP-diacylglycerol-glycerol-3-phosphate 3-phosphatidyltransferase activity. The transcript is spliced from 6 exons.